AUGUCCAGAGUGUUCUCUGCCAAUCUUCGCUGCCGGUUGCCCUUCUUACUUUUCCUCUUCCAAGUUGCUCUGCUCCUGGUCUUCAUCCUGUUUGUGACCUAUGAUGAGCACACAAAUGCUGCUGCCCAGUCUUCUGAUGUUGUUCCUGCUGCCAAUCAGCUCUAUGCCAUCUUCUCCCUUUUCCAGGAUAUCCAAUUGAUGCUCUUGGUUGGGCUGGGCUUGCUGCUAGCUUUCAUGAAGGGCUACGGAUUCAGUGCUGUGGCCUACAACUUCCUCUUGACCAACUUCUCCACUCAGUGGUCCCUGAUUGUACAAGGAUUCAUAUAUCAUUGCCACAAUGGGAAGAUUCACCUUGGCCUCUAUAAUAUCCUCACUGCCGAAUUUGCAGCUGUGAGUGUCCUUAUCUCUGCUGGGGCCAUCCUGGGCCGAACAAGCCCCAUCCAGCUUCUUCUCAUGAGCCUUUGUGAAAUUCCCCUGUAUGUGGCCUGUGACUGGGUGACGGUGAGCUACUUUCAGGCUGUGGAUGUAGGAGGAACCAUCACACUCCAUAUCUUUGCUUGCUAUUUUGGGUUGGGUGCCUCCAUUGCACUCUACCGUCCAGGAUUGGAAUUGGGGCAUCCAAAAGAGACUCCUUCUUACAUCUCAGAUCUUCUGUCCCUGGUAGGAACAAUGUUUCUUUGGGCAUUUUGGCCUGGUUUUGUUUCUGUCCUUGCCCAGCCAGGGGACGCCCAGCAUAGGGCUGUGAUACACACGUGGAUUGCUCUCAGUGCCAGCGCCUUGACUUCUUUUGCAACCUCUAGCCUACUGGAGAAGAAGGGCAAGCUGAAUCUGGCCCACUUGCAGAAUGCCACCUUGGCUGGAGGAGUGGCCAUCGGGGCAGUGGCUGACAUGGCCAUUACUCCAUCUGGGGCAUUCAUCCUGGGUAUCAUUUCCUCUUUGGCCUGCAUCCUUGGCUUGAAAUACAUGACCCCAUUCUUGGCCACCAAAGUUCAUAUACAGGACCAGUGUGGCAUUCACAACCUUCAUGGCUUACCAGGACUCAUUGGUACUAUGGGUGGAAUUGCAGCCAUUUUGUUAGUACCUGACAAAGCCUAUGGACACCAGCUUUACCAGGUCUUCCCUCCACGUGCUCCACCACCAGGGAACAUCACCAUGGAGGCAACCUCAAUUGGGGAGAAGCUGGGCAGGAAUGCCUCCCAGCAAGCUCUCUACCAGGUUGUAGGCCUCGGGGUCUCUUUCCUCAUGUCCCUUCUAGGAGGUUACCUCACUGGACUGGUUUUGAAAUUGCCCUUUUUAGCCCAGCCGCCUGACCAACUCUGCUUCGAUGAUGCCCUUUAUUUUCAGAUCCAAGAGCCGAUAGAGACCUUUAACUGUGAUCAGGCUAGUGGGGACUUCCAUUUGCUACUAAAACCUCAUAUUUAA
This is a messenger RNA of Sceloporus undulatus (fence lizard), 1422 nucleotides long. Its product is annotated as ammonium transporter Rh type A-like. Gene Ontology annotation, cellular component: plasma membrane. The transcript has a single exon. Gene Ontology annotation, biological process: ammonium transmembrane transport; ammonium homeostasis. Lineage: Eukaryota; Metazoa; Chordata; Lepidosauria; Squamata; Phrynosomatidae. The coding region runs from base 1 to 1422 and encodes 473 amino acids. The record is from RefSeq and is a predicted model, not a curated record. Gene Ontology annotation, molecular function: ammonium channel activity.